AAGCGCUACGAACGUCGACGGAGUUUUUCCGGGAAAUCGCCAGAGGAAAAUCACGAGACACGCGAGCAAGGGAGACGGGACGACUGCGAGGGAGGGAGACAGGGCCAGGAACAACAGCAACAAAAACAACAAAACAAACAGCUCUAUGCCGGCACCAAGAUGAGACCAGGCCGAACGACAACAGCUUUACCAGCAGCGACCACGCCCCUGCUCCUGCUACUCCCACUCAUCCUGGGCAGGCUCCACGUGGCCCACGCCCAGUGUCCUUGGCAGCGGGAUGUGCCCGACCUGCAGACGAGCUGCAUCUGCGCCUACAACCUGGGCAGGGAGCUAUCCGUGCAAUGCGAUCAGGUGGACUUUUCGCAACUCCUGGAUGCGAUGAACACCCACGCCCGCCUGAAGCCCGUGGAUUUGCUGUACGUGAACAACUCCACGAUUUCCGAGCUGCCCGACGCCGUUUUCAGAAAUUUGAGCUUGCACAAUGUGCAGCUCUCGAGCUGCGGCAUCCAGAGAAUUGCGACGGGUGCCUUCAAGGGCCAGGAGUCGGUGCUGCGGAAUCUCAAUCUGCAGGAUAAUCUGCUGACCGACGUGCCGGUGGAGGCGCUAAAGGUCCUGGGCAAGCUGAACUUGCUGGAUUUGUCAAAAAAUCAGCUCAGUCACAUUCCCGACGACGCCUUUGUGGGUCUGACAAAGCUCUCCACCCUCAAACUGAACGAUAACAAUGUCACCCUGGCCAGCAAUGCAUUUAGGGGGCUGGAGCAGAGUCUGAAGAACAUAAAUCUGAAGGGCACGAAGCAGCGGAAGGUGCCGGAAAGUAUUAGGGGUCUGAAGAGCCUGGCCUUCCUCGAUCUCUCCCAGAAUGGCAUCAAAGAACUGCCGGGAGCGGGCGGAAUUCGGGUCUUUGAUGGUCUGGACGCACUGACUGCCUUGAAUCUGGAGAGGAAUCUAAUCCAGAGUAUCGGCGAAACGGCAUUUGCCGGCGUGCGAAAAACACUGAGCUCGCUGAGUUUGCUCAACAACCUGCUGGCCGAAUUUCCCAUCGGAGCCGUACACUCGCUGAAGGAGCUGCGUGUCCUGGACAUUGGAUUCAAUCUGCUGACCAGCCUGCCGGAGGCCGCCUUCCGGGGCAAUCCGGGCAUCACCCUGCUGGCCCUGGACGGAAAUCCACUGAGCAGCGUGCCCGAAGGCGCCUUCGCCCACCUGAAUGCCACACUCCGCGGACUCUCCCUCGGAGGCAGGUUCCUCCACUGCGACUGCAAGCUGCGAUGGGUGGCCGAGUGGAUUCGCAAUGGCGACUUGCAGGUUACAUCGCGCGAACGGAAUCCCCAGUUCUGUGGCACCCCACCUCGCUUCCGGGACCGAGGCUUCUACUCCAUUCAGCCGGAGGAGCUGAGCUGCCCGGACAUUGCCGAUGCGGCCCUACGUGGACCCGUUGGCCUGGCCGAUAACCUGAAGCCCACCCUGCCCUCGUCGCCCGACUCCGUGGAAUAUGAAACGGGCACGGGCACGGGAACGGGUACAGUGGGCACUGGCACCGCUGCCUCUGCUCCGGUGACCAGCAGUGUGAGCUCCUCCACCUCGACGACAACACCCACAACAACCACAACGACAACCACAGCGGAGCCAACAACCAGGAGGAGCACGACUCGUCCUCCGACCAAGUCAACUACAGCGAUAUCGGCCACCACAGCCUCGCCAGUUUCCAAUCCCCCGGUGAAUGGAACGGGCACAGUUCAGGCCACCUCCAUCACGACGAGCAGCAGCUCCUCCUCCUCAUCCUCAACGUCCACGGGUCACGGCAACGGCAAGCAGGCGCCGGGAUGGCGCCAAGGAGUGACCAAUGGCAAUGGCAAUAGUGGAGUAGGAGGAGCAGGAGGUCUGCACAAGCCGCAGAGGCCACCACUUGUCCUGGGCUAUCCACCACAGAGGGGCACUCGCAUCGACGAUGCCAACGAAGUGCAGGUGAAGCACGCCUUCCGCCAGGAUAGCUCCGUGAUCAUCCAGUGGGACUCGGACACGGCGAAUAUCCUGGGAUUCCGCGUGGUCUACCGCCUGUUCGGCGAGAAGGCCUUCAAGCAGGGACCUCCGCUGGAGUCCAGUGAGCGCGAGUUCAAGAUCAAGAAUGUCCCCGCCCAGGAGUGCAUUAUCGUGUGCGUCAUCUCGCUGGAGGAGCUCCACGUGACCCCGGAAACGGUUCCCUACCAGCAGUGUCGCGAAGUGAGGACUGUCGCCUCGCAGGCCUCCAACAUGGACAAGAUAACGAUUGCGGCCAGUGCGGCCAUUUGUGGCACCAUCAUUGUGGCCGUGAUAGUCUUCAUCGCUGCCAGCAGACGCUCCCGCAAGCUGCAGAGCAGCCAGCAGAAGAGUCCGCUGCCAAUUGGAGGUCUGCCCGUUAAUUGCUGCGGUCCGACCGGUUCACCGGGACCACUUGGCUCCAUUGCAACGCUAUCGGCAUUUAACAAUCACAAGGAAUGGGAUCAAGUGUCGGCGUACAGUGGUCGCUCGAUACCGCGGCCGCGCAUUUAUCCCGUAGAGCAACCGGAUGACAUGAGGAGCCACUUCUCCGGAAUGCCCGGCAAGGUGGGCAAGUCAAGUAGAUCCCUGGCGGACGGACAGUCGCAGCACAGUUUCUCGAACAACUCGCACCGCGGCUACCUGGGCAGCGCCUUCCCCUCGAACCUGGUGAACUCCCGGCCGGAGCUGCGCCAAUCCCGCCAGUCCCUGGCAGCCGCCUCGGAGCGCAUGUCCCGUGCCUCCUACGCGGGAUCCAUUCACGGCGGCAACGGAGGAGGCGGUGGCCUGGGCGGAAACGGAGGCGGCGGAGGCAACGGGCUGCCCGUGAGCAGCCUGAUGGCCAUGAGCGGAAUGGUGGGCGGCGGCGGACCGGCCAGCAUCGCCUCCAGCGCCCGGAGAUCGCGCCCGCGCUCCAGAUCCCGCGAGCAGCUGAACACCACCCACAUACAUAACCAUCGACCGGGAAGUCGAUACUCGCAGGCGGGAUCGACGCACACGCUGAACAACUACUGCGAUACAUCGGACAACUGGACGGAUCACGACAUGGACAUCUAUAUGGCCCGCAAUCCGACGACGCGCAACGGUUUAGUGCCAUUAUGAGGGCGACUCACGUUGUCCUGAUAUUUCAAUGUUGUAUUAAACUGGGACGGCAUCUUCUGACAAUAUCUGACGCCGACCAUUGAGGGGCACGAGGGCAGGGGGCGUGGUCGGCGUCAGCAACAGCAGCAGCAGCAGCAACAACAUCAGCAACUGCAACAUCAGCAGCAUCAAUUGCAACAGUUGAGGAACGAGCGACAU
This is a messenger RNA of Drosophila sechellia, 3312 nucleotides long. It is a transcript of the gene haf, whose product is annotated as leucine-rich repeat and fibronectin type-III domain-containing protein hattifattener. The record is from RefSeq and is a predicted model, not a curated record. Gene Ontology annotation, molecular function: protein binding. Lineage: Eukaryota; Metazoa; Arthropoda; Insecta; Diptera; Drosophilidae. The transcript is spliced from 10 exons. Bases 160 to 3114 code for a protein of 984 amino acids.